This is a messenger RNA of Podospora bellae-mahoneyi, 1224 nucleotides long. RefSeq lists its product as uncharacterized. NCBI's taxonomy places the organism in Eukaryota, Fungi, Ascomycota, Sordariomycetes, Sordariales, Podosporaceae. The coding region runs from base 1 to 1224 and encodes 407 amino acids. The transcript has a single exon. The record is from RefSeq and is a predicted model, not a curated record.
AUGGCUGAGCAAACCAUUGAGCCCGCCUUCGAAGCCGCCAUCGCCGCCUCCAAAAUCAAUGGCGUCAUCAUCUGCGCAACCAACACUACCGGCACCUUCGCAUACAACUACACAGUCGGCGCCCGAACCCUACUUUCUGGGGAAUCUCUCGCUCACAAACUCGAUGAUAUCCUUUACCUCGCCUCCGGCACCAAAUUGAUUGCCACUAUCGCCGUCCUCCAAGCCAUAGACGAUGGACACCUUUCCCUCGACUCUCCAGAGUCCAUCUCAAAGUUCGCUCCCGAACUUGUCGACAAACCCAUCCUCUUCCCCGACGGGGAGACUCUCACCCCCUCUACCAAAGCCAUUACCCUUCGCCAGUUGCUCUCUCAAACCUCCGGCCUAGCCUAUCACUUCCUUUUCCCCUACCUCUCCUCUUGGCGCGAAAAGAACGAAACGCCUCUUCAACCUGGCCACCGUCGUCCCGUCGAAAAAGCAUUUGCCUACCCCCUCAUCUUCAACCCUGGCACGUCCUGGACCUAUGGGCCCAACUACGACUGGGCAGGCCGCAUCCUCGAGCGCGCAACCAACACCACUCUUGGGAAGCAUGUACAAGAGCGUAUCUGUAAGCCUCUUGGAAUCCCCACUUCCGAUGCACAAUUCUACCCAGUUAAGGGUGACGAGGCUAGGGGUAGAAUGGUCGAUCUCAACCCCUCUGACCCGGAGGGGCUAGGGUUAGCUGUCGUUGGUGGCAUGGAGAUGAACAGGCGGAGUGAGGGAGACUUUGGCGGCCAUGGGUUGUUCAUGACUGCUGAGGGGUACGUCAAGGUCUUGAAGUCCUUGCUUGCCAACGAUGGGAAGCUUUUGAAGAAGGAAACGGUAGAGGAGAUGUUUAGCAACCAGAUUGGCCCUGAAGCGGAGGACAAUGCGAAGGCGGUGUUUGAUGGACCAACCGGUGUCUUUUAUCGCGUGGGUACUGAGGGGAUGAAAGUUGGACACGGCCUUGGAGGCCUAUUGACUCUGGAAGGGGCUGAUGGGUGGUACGGUGAGAGGACGCUCACGUGGGGGGGUGGGCUGUCAUUUGCUUGGUUCAUUGAUCGCACAAAUGGUCUUUGUGGUUUGUGCGCGAUACAAGCCUCGAUGCCAGUCCAGAUGCAGACUUUGACGGAUCUGAAGAAUACUUUCCGGCAUGAUAUCUAUAGGAAGUAUGAUGCUUGGAAGAAAGAUAACCAGGGGAAGCUGUAG